UUAUGGGUCGUUGGGUCUUCACUGCAGUGUGAGUGAAACAAGAAGAACACGUCCAGUAUUUAACAAAUUCACUUCCUGCUAGUAUCCCAGAAUUUCUGUUUCAUAAAAUGGCUAUUAAGUUUGUCUGUGUUGAAGAUUACGAGAAGCAUGCAGCAAAAGUAUUGCCGUCAAAUGCCCUGGAAUAUUACAGAUCAGGGGCUGAUGAAGAACAAACUCUACGUGAAAAUCGUGAUUCUUUCAAACGAUGGCGAUUGAUGCCACGUAUGUUACGAGGAGUGCAGAAUCGUUCAAUGAAUACUACUGCACUUGGAUGCAGCGUCUCCGCUCCUUUUGGCAUAGCCCCCACGGCUAUGCAAAGAAUGGCUCAUCCGGAAGGCGAAUGCGCAACAGCGAAAGCCGCCGCAGCACACGGUAUCAUAUAUAUUCUGAGCACGAUUGCAACUAGCAGCAUAGAAGAAAUUGCUGCGGCCGCACCGAACGGCAAUAACUGGUUCCAACUUUAUAUUUAUAAAGAUCGUCAGGCAACAAUCGAUUUGAUUCGGCGUGCGGAGAGAGCUAAUUUCAAAGCUCUCGUUGUAACAGUUGACACGGCAGUUCUUGGCCGACGUCUCGUCAAUGAACGACACGGAUUCGACCUACCCGCCCACCUGAAGUUAGGCAAUUUUAACAAUGUUGACGAGAAAUCGAAUUUUCAAACUCUUAAAAAAGAAGGCUCUCGUUUAGCAGCGUAUGCAUCCGUGAUGUUUGACCCAAGCUUAACAUGGAAAGACAUUACCUGGCUGAAAAGUAUCACGAAAUUACCAAUUGUGGUUAAAGGAGUUCUUCGUCCUGAUGAUGCGGAACUUGCAGUGCAACAUGGAGUUUCAGCAAUUGCAGUUUCCAAUCACGGCGGCCGCCAAUUGGAUGGUGUUCAAGCAACGAUCGAUGCACUUCCAGCAAUAGUUAAACAGGUGAAUGGACGUUGCGAGAUCUUUCUGGACGGUGGUGUUACCAAAGGCACAGAUGUUCUUAAAGCUUUAGCCCUUGGUGCAAAAAUGACAUUCUUUGGCCGGCCGGCCUUAUGGGGACUGGCCCACAGUGGAGAAGAGGGCGUGAAAAAUAUUAUACAACUGCUCAAAACCGAGGUUGAUAUUGCUAUGGCUUUAGCAGGCUGCCGUUCGGUGGAUGAAAUCGAUUCAUCUUUGGUUCUUCGUCAAGAAUUGCAUUCCAGUCUGUGAAUUAGAUAAUGCAUCUCAGGUCCUGUGCAAAAUCAAAAUAUGUAGUUCUAUGAAAACGCGAUAGAUUUGGCGAAUAAACAAAAACUCAUUAUU
Molecule: messenger RNA, 1310 nt
Organism: Daphnia carinata
Lineage: Eukaryota; Metazoa; Arthropoda; Branchiopoda; Diplostraca; Daphniidae
Product: 2-Hydroxyacid oxidase 1-like
Exons: 10
Coding region: 108-1217 (369 amino acids)
Molecular function (GO): FMN binding; oxidoreductase activity
Source: RefSeq, a predicted model, not a curated record